GCGAACGUUAAACUUUGAUAGAUGAAUUCAAUGGGAAAGUGACUCUGAAGAAUGAAGCUGUGGUAAAAAGUCCUCAAAGUUCUCGGAGGACGACACCAGGAGACUCCAGAAGAGCGUUAGCUUGUAUUUCUGACUUGAAUCGGUUUAUCCAGCAGAAGAUGAUGUCGGACGCCAGCGAGAUGUUGGCAGCAGCUUUAGAGCAAAUGGAUGGGAUCAUUGCAGGCUCUAAGGCCAUUGAUUACUCCAAUGGACUGUUUGACUGCCAGUCGCCCACGUCACCUUUUCUGGGUGGCUUCCGAGUGCUGCACCUUCUGGAGGACUUGCGAGCAGCCCUGGAGCUGAUGGACAAUGAGGAAAAAGACAACCUGCGCUGCCAGAUCCCUGAUUCCACCGCAGAAGGAGUGGCAGAUUGGCUGCAUGGACGAACGACGAACAUGCACAGCUCAGAGGUGGACCACCAAGAACGUCUUUCACGACUGGAGAGUGACAAAGAGUGUCUCAUCCUUCAGGUAAGCGUGUUGACAGACCAGGUGGAGGUGCAAGGUGAAAAGAUUCGAGAUUUAGACAAAAGUCUGGAGCAUCAUCGGGAGAAGAUGAAUGCUGCCGAGAAGCUUCUUCAACAGGAGCUGUUAAACCGGACUGCACUGGAGACCCAGAAGCUGGAGCUGAUGACCGAGGUGUCCAGCCUGAAGCUCAAACUAACCGCUUUGGAGAGAGACCACAGGGGAAACGAGGGUUUGUACCAAGAAGUAACAGACCUGCGGUUCAGGAUGACCGACAUGGAGAACGAAAGGCUGCUGAGUGAGAAGAGACUCAAAUCUAGCAGAGAGGAGCUGCAGGUUCUGCAGAGGCAGCUGGAGGAGCGAGAGGAGGAGCUGAGGAGGCUGAAGGUGGAGGCCCACAACAGAACAGAGGGGGGAGAAAGAGACCUGGAAGUGGUGAAGAUGAAGAGCGUGUUGGAGCUACUGACAUCGGAGAACAACGAGAAGGAAAGAAGGAUUAAAGAGCUCGAGGUGUCACUUACUAAGUGCAGCAAAGUGCAGGAGCUGGUCAAAGAGAAGCUGAAAGAGGAAGACUAUGCUGAUAUCACCGACGAUCCUUCGGUUUCUGUGUCCAUGGAGGUGGAUCAGGUCACCCUGGAGCUGGAGGGGGAGGCAGGAAGGAGCUCCGACGAGUCUAGUCCGUGUAUAGCAGUGCUCUCUGAAAUGAAGGAGCUGGACAGAGAACAACGAUUACAAGCAGCUCAAAGGUCCUUAGAUGAUCCACAAAAGAACAGCUCAGCUGUGACCAGAGGCUCAGACCAGGCUAAAACUAAAUCGAGAGCUGGAGCCUCUUCUCCUGCUAAAGGAAACACGAAUGAAGGAGGUUUUGGCACCAAAAAGGCCCGCUCUUCUUUUGGUCGUGGUUUUUUUAAGCUGCGUGGAGGCAAGCAGACGGCCAGCGUCCCAAACCUCGCUGAGACAGAACGUAAAGGCACAGAGCAUCUCGACUUGGCUGGCGUUCCUUCCAAGAAAUCCCAUGAUGCAACUCCACUUCCAUCAUCUUCAGAUACCAAGAAGGCGGCGAGAGGGUUGAAGAAAUUUUUCGGCAGGUUGAAGAGGAGUCACUCCACCUCCUUGGACCUCGACGAGGCCGAGACGGAGUUCAGGAGGGGCGGAGUCAGAGCCACCGCCGGCCCUCGGCUCGGCUGGUCACGUGACUCAAAACAGAAGGCUGCGGAUGUUCCUUUUUCUCGGUGGACUAACGAUGAAGUUUGCUCCUGGCUUCACGAGCAGGGCCUCGGCUCGUUUGCUGCUCUGGGUCAGAACUGGAUCAAAUCAGGACAAACAUUACUGCAGGCAUCACAACAUGAUCUGGAGAAAGAGUUGGGCAUGAAGCAGCCGCUCCACAAGAAGAAGCUGCAGCUCGCCCUGCAGGCUCUCGGGUCAGAGGACGGUGACCUUCAGGGCAAACUGGACCACAACUGGGUGACCAGGUGGCUGGACGACAUCGGCCUCCCGCAGUACAAAAGUAACUUCGACGAAGCUCGGGUUGAUGGACGCAUGAUGCACUACAUGACGGUGGAGGACCUGCUGUCUCUGAAGGUUGGCAGUGUUCUUCAUCACCUCAGCAUCAAAAGAGCCGUCCAGGUCCUGCGCCUCAACUCGUACGAACCCAGCUGUCUCAGGAGACGGCCCUCUGAUGAGAACAACAUGACGCCGGCCGAGAUCUCCCAGUGGACCAACCACAGAGUGAUGGAGUGGCUGCGCUCCGUGGAUCUGGCAGAGUACGCUCCCAACCUGAGAGGGAGCGGAGUUCACGGAGGCCUGAUGGUGUUGGAGCCUCGUUUCAACGUGGAAGCGCUCGCCCUUCUGCUCAACAUUCCCCCCAGCAAAACGCUGCUGAGACGUCACCUGGCCACAAAAUUUCACCUGCUCGUCGGCCCUGAGGCGCAGGGGCAGAAGCAGGAGUGUCUGGAAAACCCGGAUUACACCGUCCUCACAGCCACCGCCAGGGUUAAGCCAAGACGAUCGUCGUUUGGAGGUCUUGGCUCUUUGAGGAGGAAACGCCAUGAUGAAAGCGAGGACUACGUCUGCCCCAUGAACGUAGAAAUGCCAAAGAGCAGCAGCUUCCAGAGGAACGUCCAGAUCUACGGAGAUGGUUUUGAUCACCUGGAGCAGAUGGAAGACUCUGAAGGAACGGUCAGGCAGAUCGGAGCCUUCUCUGAGGGAAUCAACAAUCUGACUAGCAUGCUGAAGGACGACGACUUGUUUCUCCAGAUCUCAGUUUGCCCCAUAGAGGAUGACUCGACAGAAGCACACGCCUCCAGCUGAGCUUCACCCUCUGACCAAGUACUUCCCUCUCUCAUCCAAUCAGCUGUAGCCUCUCAUUUUAUUUAUUGAAGUUGACCAAAGUAUAAUGCAUGAACUGAAACUGUUUUUAGUCCAGACAUAAAGUUUCUCGUACCAUGAUGAAUUCACACGUGUGGGUUUAAGCUUGGAUCAAUCUUUUUGUUUUUCUGGAAUGGAGAGGUUUUAGUUUUGAAGGGUAAUCUGUAUCUCUGCUUCAGAUUAGAGAAUAACUCAUGGAGUUGAGCUGACAUUCACAACUUGUUUA
Molecule: messenger RNA, 3096 nt
Organism: Nematolebias whitei (Rio pearlfish)
Lineage: Eukaryota; Metazoa; Chordata; Actinopteri; Cyprinodontiformes; Rivulidae
Product: liprin-beta-1
Exons: 25
Coding region: 159-2813 (884 amino acids)
Biological process (GO): neuromuscular junction development
Cellular component (GO): presynaptic active zone
Molecular function (GO): protein binding
Source: RefSeq, a predicted model, not a curated record